Thecamonas trahens ATCC 50062 is the source of this 5968-nucleotide messenger RNA. RefSeq names its product stress protein. Bases 1 to 5952 code for a protein of 1983 amino acids. Lineage: Eukaryota; Apusomonadida; Apusomonadidae. The record is from RefSeq and is a predicted model, not a curated record. The transcript is spliced from 5 exons.
AUGCCACUCCACAGCGAGCUCGAGACCCCAGAGAACUUGCUUGCCUAUUCGGUUGACCCGCUCCUUGCCUCGCUCUUUGACUUUACCCUUUCCGUCGACUCCACGCCUCCGGACAACGGCCGAAUCUCGCCGCCCAUUCCGCUGGCGGUCCGUGAGCCGAGCUCCCACUCGCCCGCACAGCGUCCGUCGGCGCGCCGUUGCCGCCGGUCGCGGCGGACCCGCCGCCGUAUGCAGCCGCGGAAGGAAAAUUCGAUUUUCAAGUACGCGCGGGAUGUAGCCAACUCCCUCGCAGACUAUGCCCUCCUCUCCGACCACUCCUUUACCAUCUUCGAGCUUGCGACGAAUGCUGACGUCCCACCGCGCCGCACGUCUGAAAUCCUCAACAUCCUCCGCGGCCUGGGCAUGGUCGCCCGCGUCUCGCGCCGCUACCCGCUCUGCUACCGCGUCACCGACGCGUCGUUCGUUUCGCCGCGCUGGGAUCCGGCGGCAGGCUUUGCCUCGCUCGCCCGCUUGGCGGGGACCGACGCAGCAAAGCCGCGUCAGGCCCGAUCGUUGGCCAACCUCGUGGCCCCUAUCCUCGCCGCAGUCGCCGCCAGCCCCGAGCCCAUUUCGCUUGCCGGCAUCAUCGCCACUCUCGGCACCGAGUCGACUCAGCGCAUCUCUGCCACUGUCCUUGUUCUCCACGCCAUCGGUGCCCUGCGCCAGUACCAGCACCAGCGCCAGUACCAGCGCCAGCGCCAGUACCAGCACCAGCGCCAGUACCAGCGCCAGCGCCAGUACCAGCGCCAGCGCCAGUACCAGCACCAGCGCCAGCACCAGCGCCAGCGCCACCAUGGCCGCCACAUCCUCAACAAGGGCGUCGUGGUCACCCUCGGCAACGGCAGCCAGCCCAUUACCUCGGCUAUCGUCGCGUUCACAUACUCGCAAGAGGUGGAGGUCUCGGCCGUGGCCCUGGCACUCGAUGCAUCGAGUGGAGAGCUUGUGGGAACGGUGCACUCAGCACAGGCGCGGAAUGCUGCCCUACCGUCUGUGGUGCUGCUGAAGCAGACCGAGGCGCCGGCAGGCGCCACCGAGGCCUUUAAGGUCAGCCAGCUCCCACUCAACAAGCCGCACCUCCAGCUGUACUUUGCGCUCACGGCGUACACCGAUGACGGGUUAGCCGCCAUGUCAAGUGCCGUUGUCAACGUCUACAACACGAGCAUCGCCUCGGCGCCGCCGAUUCUCCUCUGCUCGCUCGAUCUCUCGGCCCAUGGCCGCCCUCCGUCGGGCACCACCGCCCUCCUCGCCGCGCGCAUGCUCGCGGUUGACAUUGCGUCCAACGCGCUCGCGCCCGCUGAGCCCGGCCGUGCCCGCCUCCCGCCGUCGCCGGUCUCGUGGGUCACCCGCUUCCAUGCCCUUGUCCAGCCGUCACAGGCCCGCGACGACGCAGCGCUGGCAGCAGUCGUCGCCUCGUCGGCCCUCGACACCGUGCCCGACUCGGCCCUCUUCCUCUCGCCGGGCGAUGUAGUGUUCUUCGGCGGACCGCGCGAGCUCCAGCUCGACGUCUCGUGGCACACGCCGGGUGCCGCCAUCGUUCCUCCGCCACUCUCGCUCUCUAUCGUCGCCUUUGACAGCACCGGCACCGUGGUCGGCGUUCUCUCCAACGCCGAAAAUGGCGAGGUCCCGCACGAGUGGGGCAUGAUUGCCGGCUCGGGUCAUGCCCUUGUCUCGGACGGUGGCACCACGUCGGCGCUCGUCGCGCUGAGCAAGCUCGAGCCGACUGCCGUCACCCUCGCGGUCAUUGCCCACGGCGCGUCCGAGCUUGCCGCGCUCACCGCGUCAACGCUUCCGUCACGGGUCAUGCUUCGCCAGGGCUCGACGUCGGGCGGCCCGCCACGGCCGGUCGCCGAGUUUGUGCCCUGCCUCGGCGCCGGCAUCACUGCGUCGGGAAUGGUCCUCGCCGUCGUCUUUCACGACGCCGGCCUUGCCAAGUGGUCCAUGCGCGCAGUCUCGGCGCCGCUCCAGGGUCCUCCGCUCGCCGGCUACCUCUCGCAGAUGAAGAUGCACCUCAAGCACUCGCUUCCGGUGGCGCUCGAGCUCGACGCCGGUGACAUGAUCAACUUUGAGGGCCCGCGCCGGGUCUCGCUUGCUGUCGGCUGGUCGCCAGCCUCGGCCGAUGCCACCCCGGUUGCGCUCCUCCUCUCGCAAGACGUCGAGCUGCUUGAGGCCGUCGACGCCUCAUCGCCGGCCUCGCACUCGGGCGCCGUCACUCUCGCGGCUCGCACCACGUCGGCGUCGGGCAAGCCCGAGUUUGUCGUCGAGCUUCCGCUUGUCGCCGACGAGACUGCCUUUAUUGUCCUCGCUCUGGUGGUCAACACCCGCGGCCGUGGCGCCCGCGUCGGUGCCGCCACCGCCACCUUUACCAACAUCACCGGUGCUGCCGCCCAGCCGCUGGCCGUCUUUGAGUCCAAGUACCCGCCAGACACGUCUGCCGCCAUCGUCUCGGUCCUCUCGCGCGACGAGGCCACCGGCAAGUGGACACUCAAGGCGCUCGGCCUCGCCUACAACUCGACAGUCCUCUCAUACGACGCCAUCAUGCCACGUCUCGCCGCCGACCUCUCGGCAGACGUGGCGCAGGUCCUCGACCUCGGCCCGUCGGACGUCCUCGCCUUUCACGGUCCAUCGACGGCCUCGGUGACCAUGGCGUGGUUCGACGGUCCGCCGACCGGCAUGCGUGGCCUCUGCCUCCUCUACGACCAACGUGGCUCGCUCCUCUCGUGGGUCGGCUCGAACAAGCAUGCGCCGCAGGGCGUCUCGGCACUCGUCCGCGCCUCGCCCGACGGCGCCGUCGCCUACGCCUCGGGCCCGGGCCCGGCCUCGCGCACGCCGCGCGGCGCCACCGGCUCGGUCACCUUUGAGCUCGCCCUCCCGCACAUCCCGCUCGACGUCGGCGUCCUCGUCUUUGCACUCGAGGGCGACACGUCCCGGACCGCCACCCCGUUUGCCUCGGUCUCGGCCACAAUGGCCGUCCUCGCCGACGUCUCCGCCGUCGAUCCAGGCCUCCGUCGCGACAUUGGCCAGUACGCUUCGUACAAGCGCGGCAAGCACACUGGCAUUGUCCUGGCCCUCCUCUAUCGCGACGUGGUCAAGGUCGGCAAGUGGAAGUUCCAAGCUGUCGGUGACCCGGUCCGCGGCUCGCCGCUCCCGCUCAUGUCGCGCAUUGCCGGUGCCGCCGCUAACGUCAUGGGCUUUGCCGCCGCCUCGCAAGCCGCCCGCGCCGCCGGUGCUGCUCUGCACGACGUCGCGAGCAACAUCCAGGUCGACGACGUGUCUCCGUCCGCGCCGCCGGUUCCGGUCGACGCCACCUCGCUCGCCCUCCGCAAGGGCGACAUUCUCUCGUUCGAAGGCCCCUCGCGGAUUGCAGUCUGCUUCUCCUGGUCGCGCGAGGCCCGCCGCUCCGGCUCGGGCGGCCUCGCACCCGAUGUCGAUCCUGUCGCCCUUGCGUGCUACGCUGUGUCGGACUCCUCCGCUAUCCUCGAGGUCAUCGACGCCGACAAUGGAUCGUCGGCCUCGGGUGCCAUCGUCCACUCGGUCCCACGCUCUGGCGUGCCUGGCGUUGAGUCAUCCUCGUCGCUCUCGGGUCCAUCGUCGCAGGGCUCGGGAGAAGAGACCAUCGAGAUCGAGCUCGCCGACGUCGACCUCACAGCCAACGUCCUUGUCUUUGUGGCCUCGUCGCCAACAGAGAGCGGGCUUGGCGGUCUGCGCUCGCUCAACGUGACGCUCACCGACGUCUCGGGUGCGUUUGAGCGGCAGAUCUGCUCGUACCCGGUCACGUUUGAAGCCUCGUCAUCCAAGGUUAAUGCGCCGUCGCUCAUCACUCUCCUGCUAUUCCGCGACCCGGCGUCGCAGCUUGUGCUCUCGCAGCAGGCGCGGGCUGCGCCGUCGGCGCUCCUCCCGCCGGGCAAGUGGAAGGCCAAGACGCUCUGCUCACACGUCCGUGCUGUUGAGCCGCAAGACGUAGUCGACGCGUGGGCUCAGAGCCAGCGCGGCAAGGUCGCGCCAAAGCGCGUUGUCCUCAACCGCGGCGACGUGCUCGCCUUUGAAGGCCCCGACCGGGUCAUCGUUGGCACCGGGUGGGACGUUGACGACAGUCCGCUGGCUGCACCUGAAGUCUCGACCGCCAUCCUCCUCCUCGACGAGCACGAGCAGCUGGUCGGCGUGGUCUCGGCGAGGUCGCCGCGGUGGCCGACCGAAGACUCGCCGCUCUACGCGUUGCACGCGUCAGGCGAGGCUGCAGUGUGGCCAGCCUCGGUCCACGCGCCGUCGCUCCUCGACUCGGGUGUGGUCAUGCACUCGGGCGAGCAAGGUCGCGGCGCUGACGCCGAGGCCGGGCCCUCGUCGGGCUCGCACGACCCCGAAGCGCUCUUUGUCGAGCUCGACUUGGUCCCGCCGCAGAUCGCGCAGCUUGUCGUUGUGGUCUCGGCCUUCCGCUCGUCGUUUGACUCGGUCUCUGGCGCCUACAUCCGCCUCAUCAACGCGUCGUCAUCUCCCAAGCGCGAGAUCGCCAUGUUUGACAUCGGCGACCUCCGUGGCGACCACAACGCCGUCGUCAUGUCCUCGCUCUACCGCGACUCGGAGUCGCCGGGCAAGUGGAAGUUCCGCGCGGUCGGCAACCACGCCCUCGGCUCGGGCUACGCCGACCUGCUCGCCUUUCUGGAACAGUCACGCCACGAAGUCCGACCGGCGACCCAGCACGUGCUCGCCCUCAACGCCGGCGACAUGGUCCUCUUUGACGGCUCGCAGUCGGCCACGGUGGUCGCCGAGUGGGAACUCGCGCCCGGCUCGACCCUCCCGCCGCUCGAGUUUUCGGCGUAUGUCUUUGACACCCGCGGCGGGCCGGUUGGCCGCAUCGAUGCCAAUACCACCGCUGGUUGCUCCGGCUCGGUCCUCUUUGAGCCGCGCCUCAACGCGCCGCACCGCAUCGCCGUCCGCCUCGACGCCGUCCCGGACUCGGUCAUGACGGUCAUGUUUGUGCUCACUGCCUUUGGCGCCGACUUUUCCGCCCUCAACAAGCUCACCGUCAAGCUCGCCGACGCCACCAUCGCCUCGGAGCCCGACCGCGACAUUGCCGCCUACGAACUCUUCGAUUCGGCCCUCCGCGGCGAGCACUGUGCUGAGCUCGCCGCGCUGCUCUUCCGCGACGAGGAGUCGGGCGGGCGGUGGAAGUUUAAGGCCGUGGGUGAGGCUCUUGGCGUCGUUGCCUCGCCGGUCGAGCUCGUCUCGGUCCUCCAGCCACGGCUGGCGUCGGACCUUGCCCGCUCGCUCGCCCUCACCCAGGGCGACAUCCUCACCUUUGAGGGCGCAUCCAAGGUUGUCUUUGGUCUCGGAUGGGACGGGGCGCAAGGCACGCUCUCGGCCUCGCUCCGCCUCACCGCCGGCGCCCUGCUCCUCGACGACAAAGCCGCCCUCUCCGAGGUCGUGUGGUCGGGCAACACCAACUCGGCGGCACAAGGCUGUGUCUCGUUUGUCGACGGCCGCAUCGCCGCCGAAGUUGUCGACGACGAGCAGUUUGUCAUCAACCUCGAUCACGUCCCGCUCUCGGUCCGCCACAUCUUCUUUGUCGCUGCCGGCUUUGAGGUCAACGACUGGCCGCGCGUCGAGCACACCUACAUCCGCAUGGCCGACGUUUCGGAUGGCUUUGACGAGCGCGAAGUGGCCAAGCUCGACUUGCUCCGCUCCGGGCCGGGCGCGACGAACGCAGUUGUUCUCGGACACCUCUACCGCGAGUUUGACGAGCUCGACGCGGCACCCAUGGCCGCCGGCGCUGGCAAGUGGAAGUUUAUGGCCAUCGGCCAGCCGGCCGACGGCACCACCUUUGCACAGAUGCUGCCAGCCGUCCGGCCGUAUGUGGUCGAGAGCGGCGGUGUUGUGGUUGCGAACAAGGGCUGCUGUGCUGGGUGCGUCGUGUCGUAAACCGAUAACUCAAAGU